This is a messenger RNA of Salmo salar (Atlantic salmon), 2966 nucleotides long. RefSeq names its product homeobox protein Dlx4a. Lineage: Eukaryota; Metazoa; Chordata; Actinopteri; Salmoniformes; Salmonidae. The record is from RefSeq and is a predicted model, not a curated record. Gene Ontology annotation, biological process: cell differentiation; regulation of transcription by RNA polymerase II; embryo development. Gene Ontology annotation, molecular function: RNA polymerase II cis-regulatory region sequence-specific DNA binding; DNA-binding transcription factor activity, RNA polymerase II-specific.
CAAGUCUAAACCAUAUGCACAAAGUGUUCGGAGAAACAGUGCAGGUUUUCCUGGUCUCUUUUUAGAGACGAUAAAAUAAAGGGACUGCGUAAUUUAGAAUUUGGAGACAAACGGAAGGAUUUAGGAAAUAACCUCGUCGCUUUGUGCUCUAGGUAUAGUUUUUUUAAUUUUUUUGGCAGCAUAACUUGCCUACUCAGUGGAUAUGCAUCGGUCCCAUCUGUAGCACUCUAUGGUGCCCUUAACUGCGCCUCGAGUUUAUGGACCCCCGCUCAAUGAUGACUAUGAGUUCAUUGUCGGACAGCCUGGUUGCUUCUGAUCCCUCCAAAUCUGCCUUUCUGGAGUUCGGACACGGCUAUCCCGGCCACCAGCAGCACUCCCCCGGCUUGUCCCACAACCACUAUCCAGUGCACGGCUUGCAUCCCGUCGGACCCUCGCAGCACGAUAGUCCCUUUUCUUCCAGCGCGUCAUCUUAUGGCCGCCCGCUAGCUUACCCUUACCACAGCACGGUAAGCGCACACCACCCAAGUGCCUACCUGCCAUACCAGCACAGUAGCCACAACAACGGUCUGGGACACACGAGAAUAGAGGAAACAGAGCUUGAGAAGCCGACCACAGUGAUCGAGAACGGAGAAAUUCGACUGAACGGAAAAGGGAAGAAGAUCCGAAAACCUCGGACCAUCUACUCAAGCUUACAACUGCAGGCGCUCAACCAGAGAUUCCAGCAAACCCAGUACCUCGCGCUACCUGAGCGCGCCGAUUUGGCGGCAAAAUUGGGACUAACUCAAACACAGGUUAAGAUAUGGUUCCAGAACAAACGCUCCAAGUACAAGAAGAUCAUGAAGCAUGGCACGGGCGGACCGGAGGGAGAACACCUGCACCCUGGGUCAUCCGGAUCUCCGUGUUCCCCGGGGAUGCCGCCACUUUGGGACGUUUCCAUGGCAAAUAAGGGGACGCCUGCGCACUCCGGUGGAUACAUGAACAAUUUCGGACACUGGUACCCAAGCCAUCACCAGGAAUCUACGCCGAGAACUCAAAUGAUGUGAUAGGAUAUGGGACAAUGGGAUGAAAUUCUACACGCUCUCCUCUUGUACAUGAACCGCGUAGCCUAUCCCUUUUAAAUAUAGCUCCGAGCCCCAACUAUCACAUUAGAGACUUUUCAUUUUUGAAAUGGCCGUUUAAAGGUCUUUUGUUUGGAUUUCAUCCGAGGUUUUGCCUUACAAUUUCUUGGACAUAUGACUACAUGGAUUUUGCUUGGAGGCCUAUGUGGAUCUGUAUUUUGUAUGCAGUUCAGUUCCAAAUAAAUCCUCAGUGGUCAACUAUGCACUGCAAUAAUAUCUAUUUUUACUAAAUUAGUUUGAGCAUGACAAUGCCUAACCCCGUCCCCAUGAGUUACAAAGCAAUUUAAGUUAAAUUCAAAGUUUACAUUUCACCUGAUAAGUAAUAAUUAUAAACUCAUGCCUAACCGAAAUGAUGUCUUUGCAUCAAAUAUUUAAAUCACACAUACACACAUCUGUGAUUUAAAUAUUUGAUGCAGAGCCAUCAUUUCGGUUAGGCAUGAGUUUAUAAUUAUUACUAUUAUUAAUAUUAUUAUUAUUAUUAGUAGUAGCCUAUUAUUAUUAUUAUUAUUAAAGUACAUAUCAAAAUAUGCCAAAAGUGUAAAAAAAAAAUUGACUUCUACGGCGCAAUAAUGAAACUAACAUAUCACAUAAGAAAGGGUCAAGUAUUUUACCCUAAAACAUCUGGAAAAGCAAUAGAGGGUACUAUUUUAACAUUGACAAUGAUUUUAUAAAAUGGCCAUGUCAAUUAAAGGUAAUUUGGGACGUAGCUUGUUAAAUAAAGCUUUCAUUCCAACAGUAUAAUUACCAGCAAUUUGCAGGCAACAAAAUAUCCCUCUCCAAAACUGAAAGUGCAAAGGAACUAAUAGGAAAAGGACAAGGAGAGUCCAUCGGCUGUUGCGGCUCUACAAGGCAACGGAAUCGUCAUUAGUCCAAAUGACUUGCAGGUGUAAGCUAAUUGUAGCCUAUCAGCAGUCCGAGACAAAUAGCUGAAAAACGAGAGGCAAAAGACAUGACAGCGCUCGAGUGUGAACCAACUGUGGUGAUUUUUUUUAAAGUAUAGGACUAACUAUUGAGCACAGAGGUGGCACCACAGGUCCAGAGUGGUGUGGCGAAAAAAAAACAAUUAUGGGGCCGGUAGUUUUUCUUGAUCUGGUAACCUAACCACGUAAGUGCAAUGCCUUAUGCGGUAGGACAUGAUUCAUCUCUUGUAAAAAAAAUGUUUAAUAUGGGCUGUGAUGGGACCAGAGUUUUUCUAAUCAGGUCACAUGGGUUAAAAAAAAAUUAAAAAUAUGGAAAAAGUCCUGGCUUUGCGGGAGGAUGAAAACCCAGUCAAACUGCAGCAACUUUGUACUUGUUCAUAUCUGAAUUAUAUUUUAAAGGACUAGGGGGGUGCCUAUACACGUACACAGAGAAAGCAACAUGAUUGGACAAUAAAACACACAAGGCUGAGCUUCCCUGAUGCUGAUUUGCAUACCCUAUGCAACUGUAGGCCUAAUAAACAUUUACUCACAGUCUGUCAGCUAUUGUGUUUAUUGAUUAAUUCCAGUUAAUAAUUUGACAGAAAAAUCCUAAAUUGCCUAGUCAGCCCAAGUUUAAAUAUAAACCAAAUUUGAUCCAUUCUGAUUUUCUCACAAACAAAUGGGUUAAAAAUAAGCAUACACAACGUUACAGCUUAAUUUACUCUGGCCAGAAGGACAGGGCGCAUAGAAGGCUAGACUAUGCUGCCGCUGUUGUUAGUAGCCUAUAGUUGAUCAGACUGAGAUAUUGUCUCGCCUCCACGCAAUACAGCAUGUAAGAUCGCUAAUGUUUAGGUGUAUAGGCUGCUACAUUUAUGUAAUAGCCUUUGCUUGUGUCUGUCGAAAGUAUUGUGUUAUCAUGCUUGCUAAAUAAAUACCAGAGGAAAGUGAA